Perca fluviatilis (European perch) is the source of this 3004-nucleotide messenger RNA. It is a transcript of the gene slc35a1, whose product is annotated as solute carrier family 35 member A1. Gene Ontology annotation, cellular component: Golgi membrane. The transcript is spliced from 8 exons. Gene Ontology annotation, molecular function: pyrimidine nucleotide-sugar transmembrane transporter activity. Gene Ontology annotation, biological process: pyrimidine nucleotide-sugar transmembrane transport. The record is from RefSeq and is a predicted model, not a curated record. The coding region runs from base 206 to 1222 and encodes 338 amino acids. Lineage: Eukaryota; Metazoa; Chordata; Actinopteri; Perciformes; Percidae.
UCUCGCGCUGCAUUCUGGGAAACAAAGCCAGUAUGCUGCCAGGCAGGCAGGCAACCCGACUUACUUGAUGAUGUGUAGCUAGCUGUUAAGGCAACGCUCCUCAAACCGCACUGGAUACUUUGGUUAACGUUAGUUUUGACGGCAUGUAAAGUGAGCAGGAUAAUCGACUUCCUUGCCUCUUGGACAGACACAAAUCAGAGCAACAAUGGCCGUCGAAAAUGUGAGCGUGGCCUUUAAACUGUACUGUCUGACAGUGAUGACACUGGUGGCAGCUACAUACACAGUGUCACUGCGGUACACAAGGACCAUUUCAUCAGGAGAUCUGUACUUCUCCACAACUGCUGUGUGCAUCACUGAGGUCAUUAAAUUAAUACUGAGUCUGGGGAUGCUGACAAAAGAAACAGGGAGCCUCACCAGACUGAAGAACGCUUUAGUGGAACAUGUCUUCUUUAGCCCAAAAGAACUGCUGAAGCUGAGCGUGCCCUCCGUAGUGUAUGCAGUUCAGAAUAAUAUGGCCUUUCUUGCCUUGAGCAACCUCGAUGCAGCAGUUUAUCAGGUGACCUAUCAGCUGAAGAUCCCGUGCACAGCCUUGUGUACAGUCCUCAUGCUGAACCGCUCUCUCAGCCGGCUGCAGUGGUUCUCUGUCUUCAUGCUCUGUGGGGGAGUAACACUCGUUCAAUGGAAGCCUGCAGAGGCCACUAAAGUUCAGAUUGAGCAAAGUCCUUUUGUUGGGUUCGUUGCCAUCGCUAUUGCUGUUAUUUGUUCUGGAUUUGCAGGUGUGUACUUUGAGAAGGUGUUGAAGAGCUCAGACACGUCUCUGUGGGUGAGAAACAUCCAGAUGUAUCUGUCCGGUAUUGUGGUCACCCUGAUUGGUGUUUUCAUGAAUGAUGGCGAGAAGGUCCUGGAGAAAGGCUUCUUCUUCGGUUAUACGCCCUGGGUGUGCUUUGUAGUAUUCUUGGCCAGUGUGGGUGGUCUGUACACGUCGGUGGUGGUGAAGUACACAGACAACAUCAUGAAGGGUUUCUCUGCCGCAGCCGCCAUCGUUCUUUCAACUGUGGCGUCCGUCCUCUUGUUUGGACUACAGAUAACACUCUCGUUUGCCUCUGGAGCCCUGCUGGUGUGUGUUUCCAUCUACCUGUACGGACUUCCAAAGCAGGACACAUCGAAGCUGAGCCAGAAAGACGCAGACACCGAAUCCAAACAGAGACUGAUCACUGUGUAAGUCACCGAUUUGCAGCAGAGGAGUCUGUCAGCUUCAGCCAUGCUGGAGCAAAAAGCACUUUGUUACUCUUAUUUCGAUGCCUCCAUUUGUCUGUUCUAGGGUGCGUGUAAAUAUCACAACUCCUUAUGUAUUAAUAUUAACAGUAUUAUUUGUAGUAUUUGUUUUUUCAAUCGGUAAUUAGUCUGUUUUACACAGUGUCUUAAUGUUAGUGUCUUAUGUCCAUAUCACAUAGUGUGGAUUUUGAAUGUGCCCAACUCACAGGAAAACAUACUUGGAUGAGAAAUGACUGCAUGUGUGAUUAUGUUUAUAAUAUCAUCUCGCCCGUGUCUGUCUUUUACCCCACAAUGUCAUGAACAUUCAGUUGCCAGUUUAUGUGGGUAAACAUAGCCAAAACUAAUGUAUUCUACCUUCAUAAAGGUUAUAAUGUUCAGUUUUUGUUGAAGCUGUUUAAGGGAGGUAAAGAUUGAACUUGGUCCCGUUAAGAACAAGUCGCAUAACACAGAUAACAUUCCCAGUUUCAGUGAACCAGUUUCACAGCCUGUCAUUAUCAAGAUAAUGACAUUUGGGCCACUGCAGAUGCACAAUAGAAACCUUUUCGAGUGAGACAUGUUUCUAGCUGUCAACAACAAUCAGUAUGAAAACCACGGUAAUUAUGAAAAUAGGCAUGGGCCGGUUACCGGGUUCAAGGUAUUCUGCGGUUUGAAAAAGUGUGUCUAAGGUAUGAGCUGUUUUUUUUAUAGUUUGAGUCUUCAAGGACAGAAAGUGCAGUUUAGAAAUCCCUCUCCCUGCCAGUGUGCGGUGUGUUUCAAAAUAAAAUACAUUGUGUUCAAUGGAAAAGUUUUUACCCAGACAUUUAAAAAAUAAUACAUUUAUAGCUGUCAUCGCAAUACCUUGAAAACGUGAUAUUUUUGCCAAAGGUUACCAUACCGUGAGAAUCUUAUACCAGCCCAAGCCUAUAUGAAAACAUUGUUUCACUAAGGAAUAACUUGCUUUAAUCACGAUCUGAGUGGAAAAUACUUGAGACAAUUGUAGGAAAAGCAAAUGCUUCUGAUGAAUUUAUUCUGAAAAUGCAAUGCUUUUUAUUUACAGUACAACUUAACUAAAGCAGUAUGGUACCUACAGCAGUUAUAAAAACAAAACAAAAAAAAACCCGAUAAAUUAGUUUUACAUUUUAUCAACUGGUGUGAUUCCGAGGAUCCUCAUCCCGUUGGCCAGGACUGAGCAGGCUCCACUGAACAGUUGUAACCUUGCCUGUUGACAUUUAGCAAAUCAGAACCUUUUUUUAAAUAUAGGUUUAAUUAUUGCAAUUAACAGAUUUUUCAUUUGUUGUAAAGUUCAUUUACAGGCAAUCACUGAUGUUAGCUUAAACUAAAAAAAGAAUUCUGUACCUGCGUUCAGGCUUUUUUACUCAUUAAUGCAUUAAAAGGCAGAUAUUUCUGUACCAUGAUGCGGACGUUGUGCUGAGAGGUAUUCCUUUUAUAUUUCAGAAUCUGAAAGAGUGAUUAUUUUCAAAUUGCAAGACUAGGACAUUAUUAGCGAUGUCUUAUACCAUGAAAACAAAAUCUGUAACCACCUGUAAAUGUUUCCAGCAAAUGUAUUCAGCUGCUGCUAAUUAACACAACUACAAAAUUAAAAGCUAGACUGUUGUCGGGUUAAUGUGUUCUCUACAUGCCAAUGUGUGUACUGUGUGUACUGUGUAUACGCGACCAAAGAUGGCUUCCUUCAAAAGUCAGCACUGUCCUGUUUCUAAUUGAUGUAACUUGUAAAUUGACUUUUCUCCCA